UAUUGAAUUCGGUGUUUGGUAAUUUAGAAGGGCAGAGGGAGGAGGCUUUGUCUGCAAUUGGCCAUGGGGCCUUCAAAAUCCUUAAACCCCCAUAUCCCCCUCCCUGCCUUCGUUAUCCAUUUGAGAGGUGGCAAGUCAAGUGGAAAGUAUUGGGACUGUUGUGCAAAUCUUUCUUUAGGGUUUUAGUGCUUUAGUUUAAUUUAGGUUAAGCAUAGUUGCAGAAGAAAUCGAAUAGCUUUGAAGGGGAAGGGAUGAAGAAGCUGAGAUGGGCAAUGGACGGAAGCUUUUGGGACCUCGACGUGUCGACGCCGAGGACCCUUGAUGGGUUGGCCCGCCCUGUUCCUGGUGACCCAAUUCCGCUGGGUCUAUCGAGAGGCACCAGGCUUUCGAGGGCCAAGCAGCUCCACUUCAUGCAGCGCUUCAUGUCCGCACCGUUUGUCCCCUCUUACGCCGCCGCGUCCGACGGCUUCGCUCUCCAACGCGUCCUCACCGUUCCCUUCUCUGAAAACUGGUUCUGCACUUUGUUGGGUCAGUUCAAUUUUCAGAAGCUCGUGUCCUCUUUGAUGAAGGAGAGUGGAGAAACAUCGACACCACCACCAGCUGUCUCCACAUCCUCAUGGCUGCAAUUGCAAUUGCAGAGCAUUGGGAGACACCUUCGCGACAAAUCCUUGUAUGCCCUCGGCUUCUCUUCCGAACUAUUGUUGACACCCGAUGAUACCAUGCUUCUUAGCGUAGAUUCACAUUCAUUUUCGCAUACUCAUAAGAAGACGCCUCGGAAGAAGGCAGUCCUUCAUCACAAGUUUCCCAAUCACAACUUGACGGUGGAAGCAGUUUCGCCAGCGCUUUUUGUUGACAAGUCUGGUAAUUAUUGGGAUGUACCCUUUUCCAUGGCCAUUGAUCUGGCUUCUCUCGCUUCUGACUCUGGUGCCAGUUAUCAUCUAUGUUUGCACCAUAACGCUGGUUCACCCACGCAAUUCGGAGAUGAUCACACCACCCACGAAGCACCCGCUACUCUCCUCCCUGGUUUAUCGCUCAAAAGUGCUUUUUCCUUCAAGCAGAAUUUGGACAUUUGGAGGAGCAAAGCUCAGAAGUUGAAAAUGGUGCAACCAUAUGACAUGUUCCUUUCAACUCCUCACGUUUCAGCAUCAGGGAUCAUAGGUGCUGCUUUGGCUGCCUCUGUUGGAGAUUGCUCGGUUAGAUCAAAGGAUCAGGAUCCCAACUGCUUCUCUUUUGAGUCAUCUGGAGUAAAAUCUGCCUUCCUAGCAGACCUGUUUGCAUCAGUAUCAUUUACAGCUCAGCAUGGAAAUUACCAACGGCUAUUUUUGGAUCUCACCCGGUUUCAUGCCCGCUUGGACUUUUCUUCUGGUUCCAGGUUUCUUUCAGGUGCAACACGUCUAACUCAAGAUCUUAUUAAUUCUCGACAGCCAAGUCUUGAAGAUUUUCAAGCCAUUUGCCCCAAUGCUACCCUUUCACUUCAGCAGCAGAUUGCUGGACCCUUCAGUAUUAGAGUCGAUGCAGGAGUUGCAGUUGAUUUGAAGAACCGAGACUGGCCUUUACGUGUGGAUGAACCUAUAUUUGCUAUUGAGUAUGCAUUGCAAGUCCUUGGUUCAGCAAAAGCUGUGGCAUGGUAUUCGCAGAAGCACCAAGAAUUAAUGUUAGAGCUUCGUUUUUUUGAGACAUAAAUCAUAUUCUUUUGUAUGUGUUUCUUAUCCUGUGUUUUCCUACCGUGGAUCAUUUGUGGGAGAUACUACCCAUACCUACCAUUUUUGUCCCAUAGCCUCUCUAAACUAUCUCCACUUUCCCUUAAAAAAAAAAAAACCCAUCUCCUGCCCUCUCCCUCCCCUCCCUCCCCUUAUAACCCAACAAGGAUCCUUGCCUUUUUCCCCUGGUAUUUUUUUUUUUUUUUUUUUCCUGUUUUUUCCCCCUUUCAGGGUAGACGAAGUCAGAUCUACCAAUUUUGGGCCACAGCGCAUGUGCCCCUCCAUUACAAGGCACACCACCCUUAAAUUUCCCAAUGCAAUCCCUUCCAUGAUCCAUCCAGCUAUUGAGAGCUUCUCUCAUUGCUACUUUCCCUAAAACUGAAAGUUGCCAUACUUCCCCAGAGGAAGUGGAGUUCUUAAUGAUUUCCCCCAACACUCUCUUAUGCUGUGAGUCCCUAUGCUCAUUUCUUGAUACCUGAUCGAUCAAAAAAGUUUAGAACCGGAUCGGUUUACUGUCUCUAUUUCCAGAUUUAGCAACUGUAAUUGGAUAUUUUUCGGGUCAUCUAUCCUCUCUUUUUGUAGUACCAUAACAUUAUUGAUA
This is a messenger RNA of Juglans microcarpa x Juglans regia, 2301 nucleotides long. RefSeq names its product protein TRIGALACTOSYLDIACYLGLYCEROL 4, chloroplastic-like. The record is from RefSeq and is a predicted model, not a curated record. Gene Ontology annotation, cellular component: chloroplast envelope. The transcript is spliced from 4 exons. Bases 252 to 1682 code for a protein of 476 amino acids. Lineage: Eukaryota; Viridiplantae; Streptophyta; Magnoliopsida; Fagales; Juglandaceae. Gene Ontology annotation, molecular function: phosphatidic acid binding. Gene Ontology annotation, biological process: acylglycerol transport; ER to chloroplast lipid transport.